This is a messenger RNA of Rana temporaria (common frog), 4694 nucleotides long. It is a transcript of the gene CERT1, whose product is annotated as ceramide transporter 1. Gene Ontology annotation, biological process: ER to Golgi ceramide transport. Gene Ontology annotation, molecular function: phosphatidylinositol-4-phosphate binding. NCBI's taxonomy places the organism in Eukaryota, Metazoa, Chordata, Amphibia, Anura, Ranidae. The record is from RefSeq and is a predicted model, not a curated record. The transcript is spliced from 18 exons. Gene Ontology annotation, cellular component: Golgi apparatus. The coding region runs from base 42 to 2087 and encodes 681 amino acids.
UCAGCCUGGCUUCCACGCCUUCAGUCGGGGCUGUGACGUCGAUGAAGGAAGAUGGCGGCUGUUUGAGUUGGACAGUUGGUCGCUGCGAUCCGCCGCCUGUUUAUUUACAUCCGGGUCUCUCAUCACGAGUGGGGUGGGCUCCGAGCAGUGGCCAGCAGCCCGGACUCUCGGCGAAGGCAGCGCGUCACGUCGUGUCGGGAGGCAGACGGAGGAGUCUUGGGCUCCCGCUCAUGUCGGAUAACCAGAGCUGGAACUCCUCGGGCUCAGAGGAAGACCUGGAGACCGAGUCCGGGCCGCCCGUGGAGCUCUGCGGAGUUCUCUCCAAGUGGACCAACUAUAUCCAUGGCUGGCAGGAUCGAUGGGUUGUCCUGAAAAACAACACCUUAAGCUAUUAUAAGUCAGAAGAUGAGACUGAAUAUGGCUGCAGGGGAUCCAUCUGUCUCAGCAAAGCUGUUAUCACGCCGCAUGAAUUUGAUGAAUGCCGUUUUGAUAUCAGCGUUAAUGACAGCGUCUGGUACCUGCGUGCUCAGGAUCCAGAUCACAGACGGCGCUGGAUAGAUUCCAUUGAACAGCACAAGUCUGAAUCUGGUUAUGGAUCCGAGACUAGCCUACGACGGCAUGGCUCGAUGGUCUCCCUUGUGUCUGGAGCAAGCGGCUAUUCAGCCACAUCUACAUCAUCGUUCAAGAAAGGGCACAGUCUACGUGAGAAACUUGCUGAAAUGGAGACUUUCCGCGACAUUCUAUGCAGGCAGGUCGACACGUUGCAGAAGUAUUUUGAUGCAUGCGCUGAUGCAGACUGUAAAGAUGAGCUUGAGCGGGAUAAAGUGGUUGAAGAUGAUGAGGAAGACUUUCUGCAGAACCACGCAGAGGGGGAGUACAAUCACACAAGUAACGGCACUAGAGAAAAAUUGUUCCCACAUGUGACUGCCAAGGGGAUUAAUGGCAUUGAUUUUAAAGGAGAAGCCAUCACGUUCAAAGCUACUACAGCAGGAAUUCUGGCCACACUGUCACAUUGCAUUGACCUUAUGGUUAAACGGGAGGACAGCUGGCAAAAACGACUGGACAAGGAAGUUGAAAAAAGGAGACGUGUGGAAGAAGCAUAUAGGAAUGCCAUGACUGAACUAAAGAAGAAAGCUCAUUUUGGAGGACCAGACUAUGAAGAGGGACCCAACAGUCUUAUUAACGAGGAAGAGUUCUUUGAUGCUGUUGAGGCUGCUUUGGACCGUCAAGACAAAAUUGAGCAGUCUCAGUCAGAGAAGAGUCGGACACAUUUAUCUUCCCCUAUACCAGCAAGUGACGCAUUCACAGGGGUGGGAAACCACCGAUAUGCCAGAAACUCCCAUUGUUCCUCUCCAACUGAUUUAAUCAGUAUCUCCCGUGAACACAGAUUUGUGUGCCAGGUGGAAGAGAUGGUACAAAACCACUUAACGUAUUCACUACAAGAUGUGGGUGGAGAUGCCAACUGGCAGCUUGUUGUAGAAGAAGGAGAAAUGAAGGUUUAUAGAAGAGAAGUGGAAGAAAAUGGCAUAGUCCUUGACCCAUUAAAAGCCACCCAUUCUGUGAAAGGCGUUACUGGGCACGAAGUCUGCCAACACUUCUGGAAUGUUGAAGUGCGAAAUGACUGGGAAACUACUAUUGAAAACUUCCAUGUGGUUGAGAAAUUAUCUCUUAACUCGCUCAUCGUCUAUCAGACGCACAAGAGGGUGUGGCCGGCUUCCCAGCGGGACGUCUUGUAUUUAUCUGCUAUCAGAAUGAUUCCAGCUGCUAGUGAGAAUGAAACGGAUACUUGGAUUGUGUGCAAUUUCUCUGUAGACCAUGACAAUGCUCCGCUCACUAACAGGUGUGUCCGUGCCAAAAUCAACAUUGCCAUGAUCUGUCAAACACUAGUCAGUCCACCAGAAGGCAACAAAGAUAUCAGUAGAGACAACAUUCAAUGCAAGAUUACAUAUGUUGCAAAUGUGAAUCCUGGAGGAUGGGCCCCUGCAUCAGUUCUAAGAGCAGUGGCCAAGCGUGAAUACCCCAAAUUUCUUAAAAGGUUUACUACGUACGUGCAGGAGAAAACCUCAGGCAAACCAAUUAUUUUCUAAUAUUUGCCAGAGAGAAGAGUAGAGGCAGUAAGAACAUUCCACAUUGGACAAGAUGGUAAAAUACACCUCAAGAUGGAACUCUGGAUCUUUUGCCUUUCCCCAUGAUGAAAGCAUUGUCCUGAGGACAACCCGUGUAUUACAAGACUGAACACUAACCAUCUCCUGCUAGGCCGCCUUAUAGAAUUUCUAUGUAAAUUAUAACCACGUACUGAAGUACAUGUUUGUCUCCGUUCUUCUCCUUUUCUGUUUUGCUUGCUUGCUUUGGAGGGUCAUGGAAAAUGAUUUAGCCAAGGACUGAGGCUUUAAAUUUCUACAACCGGAAACUGCUUGCAUACCAGAGGCCUGUAAACCUAACAAAGCCAUAAUGUCUUGUGUUUAUGCGAACAGCUGUGCAACUAAACACAUGGGGUGUUUUUAAGGUUGAUCGAAAACAAUGCUUGGAAGGUGAGGGGGGAAUUUGAGUUUUGCUUUCUGUAUUUUUUUUUUUUCUUUUUCUCUCAGCUAGCUUGUUGCUAGCUGCGCUGAUUGUUCUGUAAUUACUGUAAUAACUGAGGGCUCUUAUAAUCUAUGGCUUUGCCUUUCUUUGUGAAUCUCCAAUGAAGACUGCAAAGUCUGAAGGAGUUCUCCAAUACCCAAGAAAGCUUUAUUUUUUUUUUCUCUAAGAAAUCUAUAUAUUUCUAUUUGUAUUUUUAGUUGUGUUAAUAUCUUUAAAGAAAAAAUUGUGUUCUGUAACUUAAUCCAGAAAUUUCAAGAUGAUUUCUUGAGCUCAUGGUAAUCUGUUUGACACGAACCGCGUCCUGGCUAGGCCAGUCUUGUGAAGUUUUUAAAAUGUGCAAUCCUUAACGUGUACCUGACAGCCAUACAUGGAGAGUAGAAAGCCAUUUUGUGGGUAACAUCAAUGUUCCCUGUAUUAAUUCACUGAUGCCCGGUGAAAUGAUUUCCUGCUUUGUCCAAAACAUUGGCCUAUCCAACAAAAUGGCUCCUUCCGCUCAGUAUGCACACCUAAUACACUUUAAUGUGUGAAUGGGUUGAUCAGAUAUGUGUUUUGCUGUGGUGUGAUUUGAGCUAUUUUUUUUUUUCCUUCAUUAGUUUGACAGUAUAUUUUUGCUCUACACAGUGGGGCCGGUCAUGUUGUGCAUGUGAGGCAGUUCAUUCAGGACCUGUGGCCCUGUCUGAGGUAUAUAGCACAAAGGACGGGCACUUUUUCUGAAUGAGUAGGCUGAAGUAUUGCUACAUAAAAUGUGCAUAGGGUGACUGAAAAAUAACUGAAUUAAAACCCAAUUAAAGUCAUGGGCAUAGAUAUGCAGACAGAUGGGCAUUGUACUGACAAUUUCCAGUCUUGCAUGCUUUUUUUGUUUUUGUUUUUUGUUACAGCAGCUAUCAACAUGAUUGUGUGGUCCAAUAGGCACCAAAAGUUACCCACUGCUUUCAUUACUUGACACAGACCUGGUUAGACAGACCUCCUUCUCUACAUGAGAACACAUGUGCGAAAGGGGCGAGGGGGAAGGGGAGUGGCUGGUACUCUGCUAUGCCAGCACAAACCACUGCAGGGAAAGGUAGACAUCAGUAUAUUCUGAGUGUUGGGCUCCAUGCACACUGGCAUAAAAAAACGUUGCUUCUACAGGAGUCGUGUUCUGCCUCUAGAAGCAACUCAAUGUUAUCCUGUGUGUUCAUGCACAUUAUGACGUUUACAGGCAUAUUUUGAGAUCGACGUUAAGAGGCAUAAAAAACCCUUCUCAGUCGCGUUUCUGAUUUGGAGCUCACUGGCAGAAAAAACAUAACUCUCUCCUAAACUAGUCUAAACUUUGUACAAAAAAUGCUCUAUGGACGUUUUUUUAAGACCAGUGUGCAUGGAGCCUAUAGGGUACAUUGAGGUAUGUUUGAAUCUGUCAAAAUAUAACAAGCAUGGGUACAGGAAUAAAGAGAUAAAAAGGUGUAUGACUUCAAUUUGGGCUUUAAGAUGGACUUUAGUCCACAGGUAAAGGAGAGCUCCAGUGAAACCAGUCUGCUACAUGGGAUGCAGCAAAGCUAGCACAUUCCUGAUUCUAGACGUAUGUUUGAAAAAUUCACCAUACUCCGCAUUGAAAUUACACCUCUGACACAUAUAUGGGCAAUCUUGCGGGUUUUCUAGAACUUGAGUCUCACAAACCAAAAGCCAGAAUGGGAUCAGAGGUACACAGAUCUAAAAUGUACGUCCUGCAAAAAGCUGAUUUUACUGGAUAUCUCCUUUAACACACUUGUAUCAGUUGUCAGAAUCUUGGUAUAGUUACUUUGCUAGACGAAGAUAUAGAUAGAAAUUAGAAGUUAAAAGGCCACGGAACCUAACAAAGUGCAUUCCAACAUCCCUUGAUAUCCAAGUUCUUGACAUUUAAUAUUGUGACAUUUUAUGUCGGUUAGCUGACUGUUGGCAAAAUUUCAUUUUAAUUUCAGCCAUUUUAAACCUGCGGUGUGUUCCUCUGAACUAUUAUUUAGUAAAUCUAGAGGAAAAAGGUUCCUCAUUGUAUCAAAUUAAAAUCCAUAUAUGUAAAUGUUUCUGGAAAUUUUUAGCAAAAAAGAUGUUUAUCAUUAUAAAGUGUCUAUGUAAAUUAUAUAUUAUAUGAAUCCCAA